AUGUCUAAGCAGUUUGUUCGUUCUGCAAAGAACAUGAUGAAAGGCUACUCGUCCACACAAGUGCUCGUGAGAGAUGCUACAGCGAACGACUCAAGGACUCCUUCGAUAGAUACUCUUGAUGAUUUGGCACAAAGAUCUUACGAUUCAGUGGACUUCUUCGAGAUCAUGGAUAUGCUGGACAAGAGGUUGAACGAUAAGGGCAAAUACUGGAGACACGUGGCCAAAUCCUUGACCGUUUUGGAUUAUCUUGUUCGUUUUGGCAGUGAGAAUUGUGUGCUGUGGUGCAGAGAGAAUUUUUAUGUAAUAAAGACAUUGAGGGAGUUCAGACACGAAAAUGAGUCUGGAUUUGAUGAAGGACAAAUAAUCAGAGUGAAGGCCAAAGAACUGGUCUCUUUGUUGAACGAUGAUGAAAGGUUGCGUGAGGAAAGAUCUAUGAAUACAAGAAACAGAAGAGACCGCAGUGCUGCAAGACCAAGGCCAAGAAGACAAAGAACAAGGAGUAACCCACACGAUUCUUCUCCUUCCUAUCAGAAUGAUUUAGAAAAGGCUCUGGAAGAAAGCAGAAUUACCGCUCAAGAAGAUGAACAACGCAGAAGGGAAUUGGCUCAGUACGACGAUGAAGAUCCUGAUUUCCAAGCAGCUUUACAACUGAGUAAAGAAGAAGAGGAAUUGAAGCAAUUACAAGAACUACAAAGGUUACAGAAUCAACAACAAUCCUUGUCUCAAAUGCAAGUUCCUGUACAACAACAGCAAGAGCAACCAGCAUACUACGAUAUUUUUGGUAAUCCAAUAUCUCAAGAUGAAUACUUACAGUAUCAAUAUCAACAAGAUCAGGAGCAAGCAAUGGCACAGCAAAGAUGGUUGGACCAGCAGCAGGAACAGCAGCAGUUGGCCGAACAACAGUAUUUCCAGCAGCAGCAACAAGCAGCAGCAGUUGCUGCUACGAAUGCCAUGGAACAACAGCAUACAGCAGCUAAUAUGCAACAACAACAACAGCCCGUCGACUUCCAACAACCUUUGCCAACGGGUUCCAAUAAUCCAUUUUCCAUGGAUAAUCUUGAAAGACAAAAGCAAGAACAACAACAUGCCCAAUUGCAGAGACAACAGGAAGAAGCCAGGCAACAACAGGAACAAUUGAAACUGCAACAACUACAAAGACAGCAGCAAGAAGAAGCGCAACUUCAACAGAGAAGACAACAGGAAGAAUCUCAUUUGCAACAGCAACAAGCUCAAUUGCAAUUGCAGCAGCAACAGACUCAGUUUCAACAGCAACCUUUGAAACAAACAAGAACAGGAAAUCAAUCUAUUUCGGAUAAAUACAACGACUUAAAUACGUUGUUGGCAACUGGUACAGGGACAGAUACUUUCGGUAACACCGGAGAAGCACGUAUCCCUGCUCAACACACCAAGACAGGCACUUUCAUAAAUUCUCAAGGUACAGGGUAUAAACAGGUUAUAAAUGAACCCAAGAAUAAUCCUUUCCUAAGCAACCAGUACACCGGUUUACCAAGCACCAAUAUCGUUCCCACACAAACGGGUUAUGGAUUUGGCAAUCAACCUCAAAGCCCUCCCGCUAACUCUCCUCCACAAAAUUCUAUUAAUGUAAGCUACUCUCAAUCACAGCAACAACCACAAUACACCCAGGGCUAUCAACAACAACAACAACAGCCACAAUACGCUCAAAAUAUCCAGCAACAACCACAAUACGCUCAAAAUAUCCAGCAACAACCGCAAUAUACCCAAAACUAUCACCAGGGUUCCUCACAGCAGCAGCAGCAGCAGCAGCAGCAACAACAGGGAUAUGCUCCUGACCAAGGUAUAAGCUUGAUUGAUCUUUGA
This is a messenger RNA of Saccharomyces mikatae IFO 1815, 1839 nucleotides long. RefSeq names its product epsin (gene ENT2). Bases 1 to 1839 code for a protein of 612 amino acids. Gene Ontology annotation, biological process: endocytosis; actin filament organization. Gene Ontology annotation, molecular function: phospholipid binding; clathrin binding. The transcript has a single exon. The record is from RefSeq and is a predicted model, not a curated record. Gene Ontology annotation, cellular component: plasma membrane; clathrin vesicle coat; endosome. NCBI's taxonomy places the organism in Eukaryota, Fungi, Ascomycota, Saccharomycetes, Saccharomycetales, Saccharomycetaceae.